CCCCAGCCCGGCGGGGCCGCGGGUGCCGCGGCAGCGGACGGGGCAGGGCCGGGCGCCGGGGAGCGGCGGGCAGCGCCAUGGGGCUGGAGACGGAGAAGGCGGACACCCGCAUCUUCAUGGACGACGAUAACUUCCCGCGCAGCGGCGGCCCCGCGCUCUCGGAGGCGGAGAAGUGCGCGGAGGACGAGCUGGACCGCGACCCCCACGGGAUGAACUCCCACCUCCAGCUGGAGUUCGAGGAUGUGAUCGCGGAGCCCGAGCUAACCCACUCCUUCGACAAAGUCUGGAUCUGCAGCCACGCUCUCUUUGAGCUCAGCAAGUACCUGAUCUACAGGCUCCUGACGCUGGUCCUGGCCAUACCGUUGGCCCUGGUGGUGGGGAUCCUCUUCGCCGUGCUCAGCUGUCUGCACAUCUGGAUUGUGGUGCCUUUUGUGAAAACCUGUCUCAUGGUCUUGCCUUCAGUGCAAACUGUGUGGAAGAGCCUGACAGAUGUAUUCGUCGUGCCAUUCUUUCAGAGCAUAGGCCGAUGCUUUGCCAUGGUUAAUAUACGCCUGGACCAAGAGUAAACAUCAGGGAUGAGACACUGCUGUAAUUAUAGCUGGUGUUAUACCUCUUUGCUAUCCUAACAUAAAAGCACUUACCAUUCGUUCCAAACUGCUAAAUUACAAUGGCUGGUUUAAGUGGGAACAUGCUAUUUUUUCUAAAACUCAUUUUCUUCAGGGAGAUCAGUUUAAGAAUAAGUAGGCAGUUUUCAUAGCUCACUAUUUUAACAACAGAGUGAAUGCAGAGUGUGUUGGCAACACUUUAUUUUAAUGGUACGUUGGUUGCUAGAUUACAGGAGAAUUCUUGUGGAGGUUUAACAGCCAUUAGAGUAAUAAAGAUUUGUGUUAUUACUAUAACUUUACUAUAACUUUCACCUUAGGUGAAACAUCUAUAGAGUUUCCCAUUGACUUUAUGAUAAGUCCACCAAGGAUGAUUUUGGCCCUUUAUUAUCAGCAGUUAAAAUGAAUGUGACUCAUUGCAUAGGCAUAUAGAGAAAGGAACUGUUGGGUAAUUCUCCUAUAUUGGGGAGAAAAAGCUCUCUGGAAGUUUAUCCCUUAAAAUAAGGUGUUAGCUAAUAAUUUGGAACAUCAGCUAAUCUGUGUAUUUUAUUUAAUGAUAGGUUAAUUUUGCUGUAUAUUUUGUACCUUUGUAAAUGGCACUUGAUGGAUUUUCUUUGAAGCAUUAUUUCUAUAGUAUUUUAAUUCUAACCAACUUAAUAGGCAGCAAGAGUGAGACACUGCAAAAAUUACUUCAGAUAACUAAAAUUUCAGUUUCUAAAUUAUGUAGAUUUUUAAGUGUUGCUGUGCAAUUCUAGUAUAUUCAUUAAACAUGGUUGUAUGUAAAAGCAAAGAUUAUAAGUUUUUUCAUUCAAGAUUAUGCAAAAGAUUUUGAAAUAUCUGUGUAUGAUAAAUGUUUUUUAUUAAAAAUGGGGUGUAGUAAUUGCAACCCUGCCUAUUUCUGUGUAUUCUCCAUGGGAAGAUUGUGAUAUUUAAAAUGAUAGACACUAUGCUGGCACUUUAACUAUGUAGCAAGCUCUUAUAGAAGGCAAGUGAGUCUAAUUGAUGUCUUUGUCUAAUUCUCCUCACCUGUUGACUGUCCAUGUUGCUUAUUUACUACUUCAAAGCCUAACCCAUAAAAAAGCCCUUCUUCCUUCUGCACCUAAUAUGGCUUUGUAAACCAGAAUAACAAAACGUAUGCAGAGGUACAUUGAAAUUACAUUAGCCUUCUGAUGGGCUUGUGCUGCUGUUCUCUUUAAUUAUUGAUAAGUUGCAAUUGUAAAAUGUUUGUAUGAUUUAGAAUGUUAUUUUCUAAAACCAUGUCACAGAUUUCCUAUCAAACAAGAAGUACAUAAUGAAAUAAUAAAACAUCAGCUUUUUCAACUUCA
Columba livia (rock pigeon) is the source of this 1927-nucleotide messenger RNA. RefSeq names its product caveolin 2 (gene CAV2). Gene Ontology annotation, molecular function: molecular adaptor activity; protein kinase binding. The transcript is spliced from 3 exons. Gene Ontology annotation, cellular component: perinuclear region of cytoplasm; cytoplasmic vesicle; Golgi apparatus. The coding region runs from base 78 to 566 and encodes 162 amino acids. The record is from RefSeq and is a predicted model, not a curated record. Gene Ontology annotation, biological process: regulation of cytosolic calcium ion concentration; insulin receptor signaling pathway; negative regulation of endothelial cell proliferation. Lineage: Eukaryota; Metazoa; Chordata; Aves; Columbiformes; Columbidae.